Messenger RNA from Drosophila arizonae, 472 nucleotides. RefSeq lists its product as uncharacterized. Lineage: Eukaryota; Metazoa; Arthropoda; Insecta; Diptera; Drosophilidae. The record is from RefSeq and is a predicted model, not a curated record.
CGUUGACUCUCGCUAACUGGAGAACAAAAGGCGCAUUCGCAAUUCGCCAAAACAGUUCCAAAUCGAAGCUCGAGUCGCUCAGAUGGCAGCAGCAACCGCAUCAGCAACAUCAGCAAUUCCAAAGCUGUACGUCAGCCGUGCCAAAAUUCAGCUGAGGCAGCCAGCAGCCAAGGCGCCUCCUCUCACCUACGAGUGGCGCACUCAGGUCACGGGUCAGGCGCAGGAGGCGCCAGUGGAGUGCAUUAAGAGCAGCUCAACUGCUGCAGCCGCAGGAGCAGCAGCGACUGGAGUUGCAGCAGCAGCUGCAGCAGCAGUCACACCCACUUAUACACCUCCACGCAUACAAGGCAACGAGGCGCAACGCAAACAACUGCCACAAACCCUGUCCAACUUUUUCGCAGCGGAGCGCUACGACAGCGCCUGGAAUCGGCUGACUAAGUGAGAGGAAAGAGUCAGCAUAUACAUAUAUGUA